CGGCGGCGGGCUCUGCGGACGGCCACGUGGACGCGCGGUCGUGUUUUCUGGUUCCUAUCAUGUUGCAUGGCCCAAGAAUGAAUUAGUGUUGUAGAAUGAUGGAAACGGGGAACUGUGAAGGGAAAAAUAAGUCUCAUCAUUAAAGUACUUGAAUGUCACCUUGAGGAACUGGAUACUAUACCUCCAGAGUGCCUGUACAAUGUCAGAGAAGAUAUGUAUGCCAAAUUCUUCAAAAGUGAUUUGAUAGCAGAAUAUAUGUAAAUUUCAAACUCAGGAUGCCUCAGAAGAGGAGCUCUAGUAGGCGGUCAUUCUCAUUGCUGCUGCUGAUUAUUGUUGUGGCGUUUGUACAUUUAACUGUUUGUCCAUUUACAAAAGUGGAAGAAAGCUUUAACCUGCAAGCCAUCCAUGAUGUUGUGUACCAUCGCCUAGACUUGGAUAAGUAUGACCAUCAUGAAUUUCCUGGAGUUGUCCCAAGAACGUUCCUUGGACCAGUUUUUAUUGCUGCUCUUUCCAGCCCAGCUAUAUAUGUACUUUCGGUAUUACAAAUGUCCAAGUUCUACUCCCAGCUGAUAGUCCGGGGAACUUUGGGGCUCAGUGUGAUUUACACAUUAUGGAAGUUACAAAAAGAAGUUAGAAAGCAGUUUGGAGCAACUACAUCAACAGUCUUCUGUUUCAUAACGGUUACUCAGUUUCAUUUGAUGUUUUAUUGUACACGAACCCUUCCCAAUGUGUUUGCUCUUCCUUUUGUGCUCCUGGCAUUGACGUUUUGGAUACAGCAAAAGCAGAAGCCUUUCAUUUGGUUCUCAGCUUUGGCAAUUAUAGUCUUCAGAUCAGAGCUCUGUAUAUUCCUAGGCCUCAUGCUUCUGGUGACAUUAUUGACUAGAAGAAUCUCCAUUUUAAAGGUGCUUUCCCAUGCUGUUCCUGCUGGAUUUUUUUGGCUGGGACUAACCAUUGCUGUGGACUCUUUAUUUUGGAGGCAACUUCUGUGGCCUGAAGGGAAAGUGCUCUGGUAUAACACAGUUUUAAACAAAAGUUCCAACUGGGGAACCUCUCCUUUCUUGUGGUAUUUCUAUUCAGCUCUGCCUCGUGCAUUGGGAUGCAGCAUUAUAUUUGUACCCUUAGGUGCAGCAGAAAAGAGAACUCGGAUAUUACUUUUGCCAGCACUUGGCUUUAUAUUCUUGUAUUCAUUUCUUCCACACAAAGAGCUGCGUUUCAUCAUAUAUACUUUCCCUGUCUUCAACAUAGUGGCUGCUAAAACUUGCUCACGAAUUCUAAAUAACUACCGGAAGUCCUGGCUAUACAAACUUGGAUCUCUCUUUGUUAUAAUGCAUCUUCUACUUAAUGCAGCUUAUUCAGGAACAUCUCUAUACGUUUCACAUUUCAAUUACCCUGGAGGAGUAGCAAUUCAGAAGUUGCAUGAGUUAGUACCCUCAACAGCAGAGGUCUCUGUUCAUAUUGAUGUGGCUGCAGCACAGACAGGAGUUUCUCGAUUUCUAGAAAUCAAUUCAGAUUGGAGGUAUGACAAGAGAGAAGAUGUAAAACCAGGAGACCAGAUGAUGUUUUCUUACACACACAUAUUGAUGGAAACAAAUCCUCUUCAAAUAUCACAUUACAAGACAACCCACAGGCCACUGGCAAAUAUACCUGGCAUCAGUAAAAUUGGAUUGAACCUUAGUGCACUACCUCCUUUUACUUUAAACUUAAAACCAAAAUUAGUACUAUUAGAAAAAAUUCCCCUGUUGUCCUAACUGUGAAUUUUAAGUAAAUCUUUUUGAUGUAAUUUUGCUAAUGAGUGAAUAAGACAACUACAAAUUACCAUUCUAGCACUGUAAUUCAGCUUCUGUGAAAAAGUAUGGAAAAUAAUCUUCGUAUUUAUUGGUAUUUAGCUGUGUUCUGUUUCUUACAUAUAUAUAUAUUGCAACACAUUCCUAGGCAGUAUGUACUCAAAUACUGAGCUACAUUGUUAGGUAAGUUCGGGAGAGGGUACCUAAAAAUCUAGCACUAUUGAGUAAAGUCCAUAUACUUCGUUUGAGUAACUGUUUCAUAACACAGCACAAGUAUGUCCUAAUUGUCCUAUAUAAGACAUAUAAUGGAACCGGUUUGUGCUACUGCAGUGAUAUGAUAUGUAAUCUGUAUGUGCAAAGAUGUAUCACUUGAUACAUCUGCUGGAUUGUGACCCCCUCAGUUGUCAGGUUGCCUGUGUGAAACUAAUUAUGUUAGCAACACAGCAAAGCCAUAUUCACUGUAGCUUCAUCACAGUACCUAAUUGUGCCCUGUAGGCUACUAAAGUGAAAGAUCCACUUGAAAAGCAGUUGUACUUGGCAAGUGCCAUUCCGUAACAGAUUCGAGCAUUAAAGGAUAGCUGUCUUUAUUGCAAGAAUGCAUGAAUAAGCAGUGCAACUUGGAUUUCACAGGAAAAAGUUAAUUUUUAAAAUAAUAUCUUUGCAGCAGAAAAGGGGAAACACUAUGUUAAUUUGCAGUGCAAAAAUCAUAUAUUAAAAAAAUUCACUUGAAUGCACUUGAACCUAGGUGCUGUUUUCUUUCUGUAUGAACUAAGUAUUCCCUUUAGAAAGUAAUACUCUAAUGUGGUAUGUAUGUAAUGAACAAAUGUGUUGCACUCUCAGUAAGAUAACAUGUUCUGUAAUCUCUUCUUAAUUAAAAGUUUUUGUUGAGGAUGUCCACCUAGCUUGCUGAGUGCAAGAAGUUAAGGUAUAUACCAAGAAAACAAGUUAGAAUUUCAGUUAUGAGCAGCUGUAAUUUGACAGGAGCUCUAAUAGUAAAAAUUCAGUGUUUCUGAAAUAAGCAUGGCAGAAAACUAUUCCUUACUGAUUGAAACUUCCAAGAGUUUAAGGGGGAAAAAAAAUAACUGAAUAAAAGUUGUUUCCCCCCCCCCCAAUCCUUAAAGCAUGUUUUGUUCAGGGACCUACCUUUACCUGCAUACAUGUUUCAGUUUUUAGAUUGUUUUCUUUUUUAGCCUCUGGAUUAUGUAUCAAAGGAACUGAUCUGGUGGGGUGGAGCCUGCUCCACUGUGGAUGGUUGUUGUGCAGGCUUCCUCACACUGAGAUCUGGCAAAGGUAACCUGCAGAACUUGUUACUCCAGUCCUUACCUUCUCUUGAAAUUACUGAAGUAUUAUCUAUUUGACUUCUCCUUGGAAGAAAACUGAACUUCCUCCAGAGCCAGUCUGAACAUUAAAUAGUUUGCAUGAUACAGAAGAAAGCACAUGUACAAGUAUCUGAAAAUUUGGACGAAUGCAAAAGAAAACUUCAGCUAAGGAUGGAGGCUAAGCAUAAUAGUUAACUUUUCAAUACCUCCCCACAAUGUAAUCCAUAAAUGAAGUACCUAAACUCAAACUGAUUCUGCCCCUAGAGCAGACAGAUCUGAACUAACUUACACAUUUAGUUAUUCUGGCUUUUCAGAUCUGUGCUGGCCUGAAUCCCUUCUGUAGAAACCUUUUUUUUUUUUUUCCUACUAACUAGAGAAAACCUAGGCUUAUUAUACUUGUAACAUUUGCACCUCAAGCUGAUGCCUAAAGUUGCACAGAAUAUUCAGACAUUUGGCUCUCUGUAAUGCAUACAAAGAGUUUAAACUCAGUGAGUAUUAGGCACACUUAUCUGAUAGGAUCUUUCCACAGACUUUUAGGCGUCUGUUGGUCUUACCCUAGUGCUACAGCAGCAUGUAGUACUCCGCACAAGCAGCACUACCAGUGCAAUAGUUGUUGUCUAGUGUACUUAUUUGGGGUAGAGAAAAGGAGGAUGAGUACAAGGAGACAUGUGUAUCGCAGUUUUGUGCAGUAUCUAAAGUUUAUUUAGGUCUUCUUGCUGUGCGCAGUUAUAGGUGUGAAAGCUGCUUGGGCUUGUAGUCAAAGGACUAGAUGAUGACCAAUGCAGCCAUUUCAGUAGUCAGCACUGUAGCACUAGUGGCUGUGUGACUUUUGUGCUUGUGUUUAACUCCCUGCCAGGAGUGUCCUAGUAGUCCGCACCCUAAGUAGGAAAAGCCAUUUGUCAAACUAGGACAAGGAUUGCUGUAAUUUUUCCUCAAAGGCUACCUUCAAUAAAUAAGCAGUACUUGGAACUGAAACCAAAAGCCAGCUCUUUCUUUUUCAGUGAACAUUUUAAUCUAUGUCCUGGUCUUCUUUCUUUAACUCAGUGAAGGUUUGUGGGCAGAGUUUCCACAGGAAACAUACAGCUUAUUUUCUUCUUUACUAUAGAUUCUUGCACUGAAGAAAGAAAAUAUGGGUUUAAGUCCCCUUAGAUAUAAUAGGAUACUAAGCAAGUCUCACACAGAGUUUGUAAUAACCCUGCUUUGUAAAUUCUUCUGGCUUUAGGGGGAGAGGGCAGAAAGGAAGGCUGGAGGAAGUCCAAAGUUACAACAUGAAUUUUGUAGGCAGGAGACACUCUUGAGAACUUGCUUGAAAUUUUUCAGGGGACUUCUAAAAACCUGAGUUUCAUGAGAGUAUUUUAAAGAAAAAUUCCUUUUGUGUCAACUGAAUAUAAACAUCUGGCUUAACUAUAGCUUUUCUUACUAAGAGCAGAAGUAGCUGUUACUCACAUAAUUGAGGGCUGAAUUAAAGCAAAAAAUACAUAGUACAGUCCACCUACAAAUUGUUACAUGUAUCAGAGUAAAACAACACAGUACGAAGAAAAUGCAUUUAACAUAUAUAAUACUGCUGUAGAAUGAGAUUUAUUUUAGGAUGUCUUUUAAACUUCCCACCAGUCAUCAAAUGUUGAGUAGCAUCAUGUGUUGCCUUUUGAAGUUUGACUUAAUUUCUUACAAGCAAGGUUUGUACCUGUAAAUAACAAGCUAGCACAUGAGUAGGACACAAAUUUCAGGAAUGGCCCAGAGAAGGUGAAUAGUCAGUUUUGUAGCAUAAGAUUUAUGACACAGUACAAAUUACAAGAAUAUGUAAAACUAAAUAAAAAUUGUAUAUUGUAUGAAAAAUUUACAGAACUCAUUCAUAGAGGAUAUUUUGGAUGAUAAAAGGUUCAAAACAGGAUCAAGUAAAUCAGUAUCCCAUCAAGAAGAUCAAGGAACAACUUGCCGUUCUCAAAGUCUCUAUGAAAUAGAGCUUAUGAAAUAGGACAGAGCUAGGAGAAAAAAUACCAGACUAUUUACCUUACAACUAUCCUUAAGUACUUGCUAUGGGCCUCUCUCAAGAGAGAAUUCUGGAGUGGAUAACUGGAGAAUAGCUGUACUAGGCCAUAUGCAUAUAGUAUUUACCUGUUAACACUGAGGAAAAGGCAAAACAUUUUCCAGGUUCUUUCCCAUACCACCUAUUUCUUUCAAAGUAGCAGAACACAACUUCAGUGCAAUGUAACUGCAUAAUGCAAUUUGAAGCAGGUUGAUCCCUUUUUUUACUAUCUGGUCAUUUCACGGAUCCCAUUGGUACUACAGAUCACACAUUUAGAUGAAUAAGACUGAGAUCUAUGAUUCUAUUGUGCUGCCCUAGUGUAGACUGAAAACUGUUUAAGGCUUCUUUCCAUAAUUCUAAAGAGGUUAAAAGAUUAUAGGAAUUUUAAGCACUUGUCAACAUCAAAGCAAAUGUGUGUGUGGUGGUGGAGGGAGUACUUUUUAAUACAAUAGUUUUCUGGAAAGCACCUGUUCAUUUACAGGUUUCAAGUAAGAAGGAAGUUACUCAAAACCUUUUUCUUUCCUUCUUCCCUGGGAUUUGUAAUAUGUAAUAAAAGUUACACACAAGUCUACUGCCACCUUCUGCACUUUUUUUCCUGUAUUUGUUCUUAAAUUCUCUCCUUUCCUCUCUCAAAGUACAUAGUCUUUGUUUUAAUAGUGACUUCACUUUCGGUUUGCAAAAGAACAAACCUCAAGCCAAGUUUAUCAUCAAUGUCAGCAAGACUGUUUAGCCACAGCUGUCUAAAUUGGCUGGUUACGUAAUUAGUCUCAACUAUGUCUUAAUGAAAUUUAUCAUUACCUGGUUAACAUUGGACACAGAAGAUUAAAAACAGUGUUUGCAAAAAUUCCUGAAGCUAAG
Molecule: messenger RNA, 5987 nt
Organism: Rhea pennata
Lineage: Eukaryota; Metazoa; Chordata; Aves; Rheiformes; Rheidae
Gene: ALG12
Product: ALG12 alpha-1,6-mannosyltransferase
Exons: 11
Coding region: 276-1748 (490 amino acids)
Biological process (GO): protein N-linked glycosylation
Cellular component (GO): endoplasmic reticulum membrane
Molecular function (GO): alpha-1,6-mannosyltransferase activity
Source: RefSeq, a predicted model, not a curated record